GCGGGACGGGCGCCCGGAGCCGCUGCCGGCGCGGCGAGCGAGGGGACGGGCGGGCUGUUUGGAGAUCUUCAACAGAUCUGAUCUGCUUUCUCUCCUCUGCCUUCUACUCCCUCCUGCCAUGCCUGUGCUGAUGGUGAUUACCUCCUUCUGAGUAAAAUGGGAUUAUUGAGAGCAGAGCAUAAUUUCUUGCUUUCUAAAAGGAACUGCCCUCGUCAGCAGAGUGAACACUGAUGCCUGGAGUAGCAGAUUGUGCAUAAGCGGACAUCUCUGUCUUUAUCUGCAGAUGGACUGUAGGAAAACAAAUGACCAAACCUGAUCUGCACUGAGCACAAGACUGUACAUUGUGUGCUGACUGGGAGAAAAAAAUGCAUUUGCUGGCUUGCUAAAUUGAGCUCCACCUGAUAGAAAUUAUUGAACAAACAAUGAAAGGAUCCUUACUAGUCCCUGGAAACUAUCAGGCAGCAUAUAAAGGAGUAAGGGCACCUGCUACUGGAGACUUUCAUGAGUUUAUUCUGGAGUUAUUUAGUGCUUUUUCUCUGGGUGCUAUUUUUGUAACAACUCAUAAAAUUUAAGGAAAUAAACUGUAAUGAAGCUUUGGCUGCUGCAGGAAGUCAGCUGCAUGUCUCUGGUGUAGCUGCAAGAAUGACUUGACUGAUUUGCACUCAUGGUCUUGGAUGAUCUGGUGAACCAUGGAGCUCAAAGUAUGGGUGGAUGGAGUGCAGAGAAUCGUGUGUGGGGUCACCGAAGUCACAACAUGCCAGGAAGUUGUAAUAGCCCUUGCUCAGGCUAUUGGGCGCACCGGGCGCUACACGCUGAUCGAGAAGUGGCGGGACACGGAGCGGCACCUGGCGCCGCACGAGAACCCCAUCGUGUCCCUCAACAAGUGGGGACAGUACGCCAGCGACGUGCAGCUGAUCCUGCGGCGCACCGGACCCUCCCUGAGCGAGCGGCCCACGUCAGACGGCGUGGCGCGGAUCCCUGAGAGGACUCUGUACCGGCAGAGCUUGCCGCCCCUGGCCAAGCUGAGGCAGCCCGGGGACAAGGCCAUGAAGAGGAGGGAGCCGAAAAGGAAAUCCCUCACCUUCACCGGUGGCGCCAAGGGGCUAAUGGACAUCUUCGGGAAGAGCAAGGAAUCAGAGUUCAAGCAAAAGGUGCUCAACAACUGUAAAACAACAGUGGACGAGUUGAAGAAACUGAUCCACCUCCAGACAGAGAAGCUUCAGUGCAUCGAGAAGCAGCUGGAGUCCAACGAAGCUGAGAUCCGCUACUGGGAGCAAAAGUAUAAUGCCAGCCUGGAAGAAGAAAUCCUCAAACUGGAGCAGAAGAUUAAACGGAACGAAGUGGAGAUUGAGGAGGAAGAGUUCUGGGAAAACGAGCUGCAGAUUGAACAAGAGAAUGAAAAGCAGCUGAUGGAGCAGCUGCAGGAGAUGAGGCAGAGGAUCCUGGAGUGUGAGAAUAAGCUCAAGGACUAUGUGUCUCAGAUCCACAACAUGGAGAGUGGCCUUGAAGCAGAGAAGCUGCAGCGAGAAGUUCAAGAGUCCCAGGUGAAUGAAGAAGAGGUCAAGGAAAAGAUCGAGAAGGUGAAGGGAGAAAUUGAUAUUCAAGGCCAGCAGAGUCUGAGAUUGGAAAAUGGCAUUAAAGCAGUAGAAAGGUCUUUGGGCCAAGCUACCAAGCGAUUACAGGACAGGGAACAAGAACUGGAGCAACUGACCAAGGAGCUGCGCCAGGUGAACCUGCAGCAGUUCAUCCAGCAAACGGGAACCAAGGUGACGGUGCUGCCAGCAGACCCUGUGGAGGUGGAGGCCCCACAUGUGGAGCUUGAGAGAGAGCCAGCCUUUCAGUCUGGGUCACUGAAGCGCCCUGGCUCAUCGAGGCAACUCCCCAGUAACCUUCGGAUCCUACAGAACCCCUUGUCAUCUGGUUUUAACCCAGAGGGCAUAUAUGUAUGACAGUAUGUACCUCUUCUUGAGAGGACCUAGCAAGGUACCCUGGACAAGAUACACUUUAUUUUAAUCAGCCAAUGAUAAAUGGAAGAAGUUCGUCUUGUUUUGUUUUUUUGUUACUCCACCAUAUUAUUUUUUAUUCUUCCUCCAACACCACUUGGAGCCAUACCCUGUGCACUGAUGCUAAAUAGAGAGGAACGGUCUCGAUUCAUAACUGGCAAGGAUGACCUUGCUGUCAACACAGCUUGAGUGCAAAAACCUUCAUUGUUUUUGCCACUUCAGAAGUAUUUGGGAAAGUAUUGUUCCUUGUAUAGUCAUAAAUGGAAGACUGAGGGUGAAGGAAACCGUGUAUGCAACUUAUCUGAGGUUUAAUUUAUUCCCUUUAAUCAAUGGACCUGUGAAUGUUCACCUUUUAUAUUUUUAUUUUUAACUUGUGAAUUAUCACAUAUGGCUGUGUGUCAGUCUGAUGAGGUGACUUUAAUUUGUGUGUACCAACAUCCCCCAUCUGAUCAAGUACAACAACCUGCAAUGCAGAGUUCUGAGGGAUGCUGAACCAUUGCAGUGGUUUCUCACCACUAACUGUUCAUUUCUGUCAUGGGUCAUCAUAUGUCACGUUCCAUCCAUUGCUACCUUUUACGGCUUGAAAAGUGAGCUUGUGGGAUUUACUUGCUGUUGUGUCUGCCUUGAAUGAAGCACCUAGUGUUCAAAAGAUUUAUGGAUUUUAAACCUUGGCUUGGUAAAAAUAUUUCCAGCAUAUGGUUGAGGAUGCACUAGUUAGACGAUAUUUUAUUAUAUAGAAUGUAUAUUUUAAAUAUUUUGCCACAUUGUAUAUGCCUUUUGAGAAAAGAACAAUAUAAGAAGUUGUCUUCAUAUAUCUUACCAAAAGAGAGUAGGAGGCUUUCACUGUGUGUAAUUCUGUACUUCAUUUUUUCCACUAGCCAUUACAGUGUUCUUGUUUUGUUACAAAUCUUGCUGUUGGAGGGGAAAAAAGACACAACACAAAUGAGUAUCCACUUCCAACCUUCCAGAAUCCUCUCAAGUUUUGUGAAGGGAAUAAAUCUGGCAGAGUCCCAAGAAGUCAAUAGCAGAGUUCUAUUGACAGGGGUGAGGCCAGGAUUUCAUUCAGCUCCCUGGUGGAGACAUUUGGUCCCUUUGAAAGACAGUCACUUAGAGAACGUAAUAGGUAAUAUAUAGCUUCCAAGCAGAUAAUUCACACAUUUGGUGGUCAUUUCCCCCCCCCCGCCCCCCCCUCCCCGCAAAGUGUAUGAAAAGAGAACAUUAUCACAUCUUGAUGUUGUGCUAAUGCAAUCAAAGCUAAGAAAGAAUUAGACAUCAAGGGUUUCCUGCACAAAGUAGCUGCUCCCAAAUAGCUCAUUGAUUUCAGGCCUUGAAGUGAGAUUGCUGCAGGGGACACCAGGUUUGUGGAGAAAGGGACUGGUAUCAGUGGGACACACUGUAAAUGUUGGGGGCUGGCCUCAUGGAUGAGUUAGGGAAGGGAUGGGCCUUCCCUGGUUCGGAUUUCUGGUUCUAACAGCAACUCACAGCAUCAUCCCCUUGGAGAUCCCGUGGGCACAAGGGGGGACACUGUGCUCUCACUCCAGUGCUGAAGACUUGGAUUCCUGAUGCCCUCCUUGGCACGGUCAGGAUUUUACCCACUGCUAGGAAACUCCAAGCUUUUAGCCAUAGAAAAAUACUUAACUCCUAGCAUCCUCUUGUAUUGAUUCACUGAUGUGCAGAUAAAUGUUAAUUUAAGUCUCCUUUUCUAAAAAAGGAGCUUCCUGACAAAUUGAAGUUUUAGAAGAUAUAGCAGAAGAUGAAGGAUUCUUGAGUGUUUAAUGCAUUUUUUUCCCUUUCCACUUAUUAAUGGCAUCAUAUAUUCUAAAAAUGCUGCUGUAUUUAGACUUACAGUAACAGAUAAGGCUGUGAAUAUAUAAACAACCUUUCCAAAUGGACUCUGAAUUUUUACAGUUUGACUUAUCAGGUUGCAUCUUCCCUUGUGAGCAAACUGGAAAAUGAGAUAUUCCUACCUGAGGAACCUUUGCAGCGCUCACCCAUUUCACUGUUAGUUUAUAACAAUUCUGUGCUCGUGUUUACUGUGCCCAUAAAUUUGUGAUUAAAAAAAAAAGAAUGGGGAUAUAUAUAUAUAUAUAUGUAUAUGUAUAUAUAUAUAUAUUUAUAGUAAAAUAUACAUAGUUUGAGGACAAUAUCUGUCCAAGGUACUUAAGCAUAUAUGCCUUACGUUCUGGGUACAAUUUACAGAAAUGAAAAAAAAAAAAUGGCCCUUUCCAGUGGAUAUCUUGCAUCUUCAGCACCUCUUGAUGUUAGAGAACUGAGGCACUCAGCACCUUGCAAAGUCUGGCCCAAAUUAUGCUGCAUGGGCGUGGGGGGAGAGUCUUGUCCUGAGAUGAAGUAUAUUUAAGGCAGAUCAGCAUAUUUACCCCAGCUAAUGAUUUUGUCAUAUUCUGUGACUAGUCCAUCUUCCACAGAUGUCAGUUUGAGCUGAACUGGGCUCUUGUAUCAUAAAACCUGCUCUCCUUCUCUGCCAGGUUAUUCUGCAAGACAGAGGGAGGAGGAGGUCUUGAAUUACAGAUUUGUCACAGACUCAAGGGAGGAAUUUGCCAUUUGAGUUAAAAACUAGCACCUGGUGACUGCAGCAACUGUUGGACACAGGAGCCGGCCUGGAGCUGGCUCAGGAGUGACCACUUCAGCACCCCCUGAGUGGCCCCUCCUUGCCAGGGCUUUGGCAUAUGUCAAGGUGAUUUGAAAAAACGUUUGCAGCUUCAGCCACUCCUGUGGCCAAGGAGAGGCUUUGGUGUCCAGACCUGCCAGUUGUGAGACACUGAUAAAUUCCCCUGCCCCCGCCAUACUCCUCUUGCUUAUUGAAUUUCACUCAGGCUGAAGUUCCAUAGCAUUUUCACCCUCUCUGUAAAUAAACCAAAAAGAAAUGGCAUGCUCUUGCAUUAAAUGUGAAUUGACCCAUGUGUAAGAGUUAGAAAAAUCCCUCACACUAUGGCGUUUAGAGUUUUGCUUCAGAUCAACUGCAGAAACUCACUCUUUCUUUACAACUGUACAAAAAGUCCAUUUUCAGAAGUGUUCCAAACCUCCUAGGGCAUUAGCAGAAAGGAAGCUACACAUACUAAUUUUAACAAGUGCCAUAUUAUUUACUGGGCAGCAUGAUAAAAAUGUUUUUUUUUUGCUUGCGUUAAAUAGUUGAAUACACAAGCACUAUUUUCCAGUGCACAGGGAAUUUAUAUGGAGAACUCCUGUUAUUUAUUACUAAUGGAAAUUAACUGUGUUACCUCUCUCAUCCAUGAGGAUGGAGAUGCUGUGUUGUUAGGGGAAAAGAGGAGGGUGAUCAUCUGAAAAGCCAGUAGGUUAAGGCUAAGGUGAACAGUUUGAAUGCCUGAGCAAGGGAGAAACCAAGUCCCACUCUAAAAAGUCAGCUACCAGUAUCUUUUAGUGGGACUUAGGUUCCCAAGUGCCUGAAUUGCUUCUGGAAAUGGUAUGUUAGUUUUGAGAUUGCUUGCUUUUCUAAGCCCUGGCAAGUUCGGAGGAAGUUCUUGAAGAAGAGAACUACCACUGCUAGCAUUAACAAUAUGCAAACAUAUGAGGCAAGAGGGAAAAAGAUCCUUUAGUGAAAUAAACAUCUCCUCUUGGGGCAGCAAUUGCCUUGUUUUUAGUGUGGAGUAUUGCAUUAUUUUAGUGAACUGGGAUCAUAUGAGUAUGAUCAAAGAAACAUCAAUCUUGUGAUUUUUAGUGAGUUACCUUGAAGCAUAUAAGUUCCUGAUGUGCAUUUACUUGAGUGAAUUAGGCCUUAAUGAUACAUGUAAAUAACAAAACUGUAUUCAGAUAUUUUUUCCAGAAAAUAGUCUCUAAUGGUCUGUACUGUAUCAAAAAAAGUGUCAAAGUGUUAGUUUUGUAUUACACCUCUAUUUUUUGUUUGUUUGUUUGUUUGGGGGGGUUUUUUAGAACAUUGAAAUGUGCAUGUUUGUUCUAUUUGCUACAGUAUUUUAAUGUUUUGGAUGAAGGCCAUCAGUUGUAUGGAGAUGACAAAACAAUCAUUCUGUCUAUUUAUUCAGUAUUGCUGCUUAAAGUUUUCAAAAAUAAAGCUUUCAAUGCCAA
Molecule: messenger RNA, 6065 nt
Organism: Pyrgilauda ruficollis (rufous-necked snowfinch)
Lineage: Eukaryota; Metazoa; Chordata; Aves; Passeriformes; Passeridae
Gene: RASSF8
Product: Ras association domain family member 8
Exons: 9
Coding region: 690-1949 (419 amino acids)
Biological process (GO): signal transduction
Source: RefSeq, a predicted model, not a curated record